CUUAGUAUGUAGGGACAGGACUAGAGCCUUAUGACUGGUAGAGAGCUUGGAGCGGAGUUGCUUCACUAAGGUCCAGAAGGAUUUUACUCUGCAACAAUCCAAUUGACAUAACAAGGCCUAAGUUAUCACAGUGCCAAGACUGGAGAGGAUGCAGCAUAAAGAGCUCUUUGGCCCAUGGCUUCUCAGGCAGAUUAACAGUAACAUAUUUGAAGGCGUUUUGUGGCUGAAUUUGGAGAGGACGUUAUUCCGCAUCCCUUGGAAACACCUAAACAUAAAGACUAAAGAAGAAAAGGAUUAUGGGAUAUUUAAGGCUUGGGCAAUAGAGAGUGGAAAGUAUAAUAAAAAGUAUGAGAAUCCCACUUCUUGGAAAACGAACUUCCGCUGUGCUCUCAAAAGUGUUACCUGCAAUGACAUGAAAAUGUUCACCGAAGUAGAAGAUAAUUCAAGCAGCCAAGAAGAUCCCCAUAAGAUAUACAGGGUAAACAUUGUGCCUGCUGUACUACUCAACCCGGCCACUUCUUAUACCGCAUCCAGCACUCCCACCACUAACCUGGCAGAACAAAAUAUACUGAACAUGCCUGAAGAAAAUGACGAGGAAACACUUCUUAUAAGUCCCAAUAACACAGUUAUUGAACCAUUUGAUGUGAAUGGAACAGAACUGGAUUUACUUGAGGAGAUAUUGAGAAACACCAACAUAUAUUCUGAUACAGCAACACCAUUUCCAACAGUAAACUCACAGAAUGGAUUUCCUCAAGAAAAUGGCGUGCUGAAUGUUGACCAUCAACUUACUAAUGGCUUGUACAUGGAACAAAGCAGUAUGUGGCCAAUUACUAAUGGUUAUGAACCAUCUGUACCAGCCCAGACAUUUAAUGGAGCUGUUUGCAGCCAAGGAGUAUAUGUCACACAGCUUAACACUUCAGGAAAUAGCUACCAGCAAGAGCAACCAGUGCAAGGACUUGGCCAGCAAGCUUCUCAUUAUGUCUACAAGGAAAUCAGCACCCUUCAGCCAAUAACUAAUAGCUUUGUACCAUCGGUACACUCCCCAGCCCUUGUAUACAAUCAUCAAAUAUAUCCACAAGCAUCAGAACCUGAUUUGUAUGAUGUCAUACAGAAUCAACCACAUGUCAACGAAGUCUACAAACCUGCCACUAACGGUAUAUAUCAGGAUCCGACUGAGCGUGAAACACAUGCAAGAACUGUGGAACCAGCACCCCCUGCUGUCACUAAUGCUUGUGUUGAUUCUCUGCCCAAUCCAGAGCCGCCUCAGACUACUUCUACAGAAAAGCAAUGCCAUGGGAGCAGUCCUUUACUCACUUCAUGGGAGGUUACAGUCUUCUAUAAAGGGAAGCAAGUUCUCCAGAAAAAUGUGUCCACAAAGUUUGUCAUAAAUACAGGAGUCAUGGACAGUCAGAUGGGACCUGUAGACAUUGUUUGCCUUCCUUCAACUGACGACUUGGUGGACCAGACUCAAAUCAACCUUACCAAGACAAUCUUGGACAAUGUAGGAGGAGGCUUACAGCUUGAGGUCAGCCCACAAGACUAUAAGCUACAUGCAACAAGAGUGGGCAAAUCCAGGGUCUACUGGUCAAUGUCUGGAGGCCUUGACAUAAUGGGGAAUCCGUACGAGGGAAUAUUGCUGAAAAGAGGCAUCCAGGCUGAGAUCUUCGAUUUUAGGAAGUUCUGGGAAGAUUUGGGGGCCUACAAGAUGCAUCAGCGUCAAUCCCCAGAUUAUACCAUAUACAUGUCCUUCGGUCAGAGCCUGACAAACCCUAUAAUGAGGAGACUGGUGUUAGUAAAGCUUGUUCCUCAUUUUGCCUCUUACUGGCACGAGAUGGCGAAGAAAGAAGGGGCCUCAUCAAUCAACCAAGAACUCAUCAGUUUGCAGAUUUCCAAUGGGAGUUCCUUCAGCUCAGACUUAGAUCUGUGUCUAAUGGACAUUGACUUCUCCUGUUUGGUGUAAGCGAGUGCAUAUUAUUAGGAUUGAAAUUGUAUCCAACCUGACUUGUUAGGUUUCAUUAUCAAUGACAUAUAGGCCUGUGACAUGUCCAACAGGGUCAGGACGCCCUGCAAGUGUAACAAAGGGUCUCAGGGUGGGUCCAUAUCCUACUGGCCCCGAUCUGAGAAAAUUCCCACGAGCCCUUUCUUAUUUCCAAUGUAAGCCUAUAUAACCUCUGUAGCAUUUUGCACUGUCUCCAGCUAACACGGGUAAGAGCGGGCCUGGGAUGUCAGCUUCUCUCGUGGGUUCUGGGAGGCCCAGUCUGACAUUGGCAUACACAAGGUAUCCUUUAGGUGCAGGUUACCAGGAGCAAAGUCAGUCUUUAGCAUUAGUGAAGAUUAGAAAGCAAUGUGUGCUGCUAGCGUUGGUUUGACAACCUACACACCAACCGUAACAACCCAUAUAAUACUGUACUUUGUGCAGGUCCCAGCCAAGGCAGGGCUCUUCAACUGAAGAGGUGAAUGCCUGAUGUAUAGAGGUUAAUAUGACCUAUUUGUUACAUAUCAUCUCUUUGUCAUUAGAAUCCAUCCUCCAAACAAGCUGUUAGGUUAAUAAUCAGCUCACUACAUGGAAGCCAUUAGCUCUAAGGCAUGAUGACAUUCUAACCUAUAAUAGCACUGCGAUUCAUGGACUAUGUGCUGCAAACAUAUCAGUUAUACAGUAAUAUACUGUAUGUGUCAAUAUGGCUGCCUCUGCCAUAGGAAUAUGUUGCAUUCCAGCAGAUUCCUGCCUCCAUCAUUGUGGUGGUUAUGUGUAUAGAUUCUUCUUACAGUUUUAUGUCUUUGAGAUACAGAGCAGUAUUUGAAAUGUGAUCUGUUUUGUGCAAAACAUUCCAUUCGCUGAAAAUACAACUCCUAACAUAAUAUUGUAGCAUAUAGCGGUUCUUACUGAAGGGCGGAAUUACACCAAGAAGGUUACGGAUUCGCUGGUCCAUUCUGAAAAAAGCACUUACAAUAAUGAAGACAGUAUUGGCGUAGACCUAAGGAAGUGGUUUAGGCAAGAAUAUUGCUGAGCAAAGGGACCCCACAGGGACCAAAAUGAUUAUCAUACAAUUGUUUGUAAUCAGAGAGGCUGCUGUAAGGUGCCACAGACAGUCACUAUGUAUUGGGCCUGUGGGGGCUGUUUGGGCCCCAUGUACUUGUAAUGCCAGGGCAUAUAUUGAAUCCCAGUCUGGGCUGGGUCACACUCUUGUCUGACCGCAGGGGGAUUACAUUUGCUAUUUCACAGAGAAGAAAAAGGUCACUGUAAAGAAUUAUUGAUCUAUGCACUAUUCUGUAUAAAAUAAUAUAAAAUGAUUAUAAUUUGUAAUUUUGUUGAACAAACCUCAUGCACUAUGAGCAGUGAGCUACAGAUCUGCAGUGAGCUGUUGCACUUUUGUAAAGAAAAAAAUUCCCUUAAAUGUGCAGUAGGAACGGAUGGGAUUAGAGUAGUAUAAUUAGAAAAAGGUAUCGUAACCCUGAAUUUACUAACUAUAAUAGCUACUCCUAUAUUCUUAUUAUUGGAACUGCAAAUACAAAUCAGCAAUAUAACAAUCUUAUAUAGCAGGGGUCCCCGACCCGGGAGCCACUUAUAAAUGGAAAUACAGUUGGGGAGCAACACGAGCAUAAAAAAAAGUUCUGGGGUGCCAAAUAAGGGCUGUGAUUGGCUAUUUGGUAGCCAACAGGAGACUCUGUUUGGCAGUAAAUCUGGUUUUAUGCCUCCAAAACUUGCCCCAAGCCAGAAAUUCAAAACUAAGCAGCUGCUUUGGGAGCAACAGCCAAGGGGUUGGGUUGGGGAUCACUGCUGUAUAGAGUCUGUGUGAUUCAACCUUUGUAUUAAUCAGCACAUUGAGUAGUCUAUUAGCGACAGUAACUGCUGCUGAAUAUUCCGUGGCCUGUAAUUCUUUCCUUACAUAUUUACAUUCUACACCGUUUGUAUACACUGGCCUGUGUUUUUCUACUAAUGUGUUACAAAAUAAAAAUGGUUGUGAACAAAAUA
Messenger RNA from Xenopus tropicalis (tropical clawed frog), 3973 nucleotides. RefSeq names its product interferon regulatory factor 7 (gene irf7). Gene Ontology annotation, biological process: regulation of DNA-templated transcription; DNA-templated transcription. The record is from RefSeq and is a predicted model, not a curated record. Bases 149 to 1960 code for a protein of 603 amino acids. The transcript has 12 exons. Gene Ontology annotation, molecular function: DNA-binding transcription factor activity; transcription cis-regulatory region binding; DNA binding. Gene Ontology annotation, cellular component: nucleus. NCBI's taxonomy places the organism in Eukaryota, Metazoa, Chordata, Amphibia, Anura, Pipidae.